Messenger RNA from Myxocyprinus asiaticus (Chinese sucker), 1621 nucleotides. Its product is annotated as LIM zinc-binding domain-containing Nebulette-like. Gene Ontology annotation, molecular function: actin filament binding. NCBI's taxonomy places the organism in Eukaryota, Metazoa, Chordata, Actinopteri, Cypriniformes, Catostomidae. The coding region runs from base 341 to 1201 and encodes 286 amino acids. The transcript has 8 exons. Gene Ontology annotation, cellular component: focal adhesion. The record is from RefSeq and is a predicted model, not a curated record.
AUGAUCAAUCACGAUCUCUUUAUUUGGUCUAAUUUAUUUUGUUAUUUAUUUAUGUAUUUGCCUCGUUGUUCUUUUAGAGAAAAGCCAAUUCACGGCGGUCAUUCUUUGAACGCUCGUCCAACAGUCUCAGUGGGAGAUGUUUUGUGAAAUCUCACGCAUCUUUGCUCCAGUAAACUCACAGCCAGAUAAGCAGCACGCUGAUAAACACACUGGGCAUAUGCGACAUAAACAGCGCAUGUUGCAGCAAAUCUGAGGGACAACUUUUAGAACAAGUCGUUUAAGCGAUUAUACGUGUUACUGGAGUUAUGCUAUUUUCCUGGAGCAUCGCAACAGCUUCAAAAUGAACCCUCAUUGCGCGCGCUGUGGGAAAAUAGUCUACGCAACGGAGAAAGUGAACUGUCUGGACAAGUAUUGGCACAAAGGAUGCUUCCAUUGUGAGGUGUGUAAAAUGACUCUUAACAUGAACAACUACAAGGGAUAUGAGAAGAAGCCCUACUGUAACGCGCACUACCCAAAACAGACCUUUACAAUUGUGACAGACACCCCUGAGAACCGACGACUGAGACAGCAAAGUGAACUCCAAAGUCAGGUCAAGUACAGAAAGGAUUUUGAACAAAGCAAGGGUCGGGGAUUCAAAUUUGUCCUGGAUACUCCAGAGUUACAGAGACUGAGGAAAACCCAGGAUCAGAUUAGUAAUGCAAAGUACCAUAAAGAUUUUGAGAUGUCAGGUUUGCAUGGGGUCAGUCAGGAAAUGAGAGGGACAUACCUGGUACAGGCUCAGAUAAAACCCAACCAUGAGACGGUGGGGAACAGCACACACAAGGGUGUCCAUCAGUACACCAUGGAGUUGGAUCGAAGACCUGGCGUCAUUGUGGAAAGUCAAACAGGUUUGGAACAACAUGGGGCACCUAUACUUCCUGGUGCAUACCAUCACAGUGGCCACACCCAUGGGCAUAGCUACAUGCAUCAGACCGGCAUGCAUUCACUAAGAUCAAUGCAACUGAGGUCACAACACACAAACGUGACUGUAUACAGGGCCCUGUAUGACUAUAUAGCACAGGAUUAUGAUGAGGUAUCAUUCCGGGAUGGAGAUGUCAUUCAGAACGUGCAUCCGAUUGACGGAGGCUGGAUGUAUGGAACAGUGCAGCGGACAGGGAGGUCGGGAAUGUUGCCUGCCAACUACGUAGAGGGCAUUCGCUAAGUGUCUCUGAGAUCUCACACCCAAUGAGCCUCAACUUAAACUCCACAGCUUAAUUGUUUAUAGGCAUUAAACAUUGUAAACAGACACAGAUAGAUCUCUAUUUUAAUAGUGCAAAUUGUUCCACUUUGUAAGUGUUUUUAAUAAGUCUUCCUCAUUUUAUUACACAAUAGUUCCAUUAAGUAAAUGUACGUAAUGCAGUGGAUAGUUUUGUACCAAUAUUGUCUUUACUUUGAAAUAAACGUUAAAAUGUUAGAACAGAAAUUUGUGAGAAGACAAGAUGUAUAGAGGAUUGCAAAGAGGAUUUUGUCACUUUAUCAAAUCUAAAAAGGAACCAUUUUUAAUAGCAUGUCGUCGUUGCCUUGUAUACUUGUGUAAACUGUUACGCACAAUGUGUAUUAAAUGGACCACUACAACAAAAAA